AUGUCGUCUUUCGAUUCUGCGAAGCUUUUCCAGUCCUACCAAAGCCAUCAGGAUAUCAAACAAUACCUAGAAAAUCUGCUUCAACGAUAUUCGAGCAAAAUUGAAAUCUUUUCCCGUGCCGAAUCAUACGAAGGACGCGAAAUACUCACCGUACGCAUCUGUACGGAUGUACAGCAGAAGCGUCCACCAUCGAACCGUUGGUGCAUACUGAUCGAUGCCGGUAUACAUGCCCGGGAAUGGAUUACUGUGUCCGUUGCGCUCUUCAUCGUGCAGCAGCUUCUCGAAAAGGAUGAAAUCAGCGCCAAAAGUUUCCGUAGCUUCGAGUGGAUUAUACUACCGCUGCUAAAUCCGGACGGUUACGAGUAUAGCCGGGAGCAUAACAAAAUGUGGCGCAAAACGCGUCGACCGCUGGGGCUAAGAAAUCACCACCGUAGCUGUGUCGGUGUGGAUUGUAAUCGCAACUUUAACGUUGCGUGGACCAUCGGUAGUACCCGGUUCUGUUCACUACUCUACCGUGGAGAGAGACCCUUUUCCGAGCGGGAAACUAAGAAUGUGCGUGACGUUUUUCGCAAACUGAGGCCGUCGUGCAAGUUCUACCUUUCGCUACACUCGUACGCGAAAGCUAUUCUUUACCCGCGCGCUUACACAAGAACGCCUCCAAGAAACUGGCAGAUGCAGCACACGAUCGCCGAGGCGGGCGUAGAAGCGAUGAAGAAAGCGACUGGUGUACGGUACCGCUGUGGCAGUGCUUCGACGGUACUAAAUCGUCCCGUCGGUGGCUCUAGCAUCGAUUAUGCUCACGACAUCGAGAAGGUCCCGGUGGCGCUCGUGAUGGAAGUCGCGUCCAAAGGUUUCCAUCCACCGGAAGCGAACAUACAGCGAAUUUGCGAAGAAAGUUGGAUCGGUAUCGGUGCGAUGGUAAACUGUCUGGCGGCAAGUUUUCGGUCGGUACUGAAAGGUAGCGGAACGUUACAUUUGCGCUAA
This is a messenger RNA of Anopheles maculipalpis, 984 nucleotides long. RefSeq names its product carboxypeptidase B-like. NCBI's taxonomy places the organism in Eukaryota, Metazoa, Arthropoda, Insecta, Diptera, Culicidae. Bases 1 to 984 code for a protein of 327 amino acids. Gene Ontology annotation, molecular function: zinc ion binding; metallocarboxypeptidase activity. Gene Ontology annotation, biological process: proteolysis. The transcript is spliced from 3 exons. The record is from RefSeq and is a predicted model, not a curated record.